Molecule: messenger RNA, 1356 nt
Organism: Penicillium canescens
Lineage: Eukaryota; Fungi; Ascomycota; Eurotiomycetes; Eurotiales; Aspergillaceae
Exons: 3
Coding region: 1-1356 (451 amino acids)
Source: RefSeq, a predicted model, not a curated record
AUGGCCGAUUGGGACGGCGAUUGGGGGUUUGACGAUCAUGUGUUGGAAAUGGUUGAAAAUGCCAUGCCUCCCUACCUUAUUUAUCACGAACAAAUCUCGCCUCUCCCCUUUUCUGCGGUAGAAGGACCUACCGAGACGCCGACCAGUGCAUAUGAGCUCCUCAAGGUAGAGCUUGAGUACUAUAUGCAAAAUCAAUUUGAUACUGAGGGCAGUCUGCCUUCUGACCCAGAACUUCAAUAUGAGGCUUGUUCCAUCAUCCUUGCAGCGGAAUUGUCAUCGCCUGUUCCUGCCCAGAGAGCACCGUCCUGGCUCCGAGAUGUAUUCAUGUCAUCAGAUGAAACUACAAAGCGGGCUCGCUUACGCCCAGUCAAUCAUUGCAAGAUGCGAGUAAGCCAGCUUAGCAUCAAUGGGAAAAAAAAUAUUUUUGAGAAUUGCGAUUUGGAGCUCGAGUUGUGCAAUUUCGUCAUUAUGCACCAGACUCUGGGUCUCGUCCUCUCAGACUCAGAAAUACAAGAAGAAGCUUGCAAUGCCAUCAGUCGUGCGGAUACCGGAUCCUUGAAUGGAUCUAAACGGUUCAUGGACUUCAUGGUACGGCUCAUUUGGAGCUCUAUGAACUGGAUUACCCUUCUGCUUGAAAGAGCAUGGCAGCAGGCUGUCGACGGUAUGCAUAAAGCCAACCAGCAUUCCAUCCCUACCGUCCCUGACCUCGACAGAGGUCCUCUGGAUUUGCCAAUCACGGGGUGUUCAGGAGGCACGGGUGCCAUUGAAAAUCCAAUGUACCCAGCUUCCGCACCCAAUGGCACCCGCGCCACUAUGGGUGAGAUUCUUGAACUCCCGACAUUGCCGACAGAUGCAUUCCUAGGAACAGCGCAUGACUCGGGCAGCAUUGAAAUACUCAUCUCCGAUCUCUCCCCUCAAGUUACCAGCCAAACUAGUUUACUGGGCACAGCGGAUGUUGCAUCUGGCUUCGAUGUUGUCCCGAAUUCGGCAUUUAACAGUGGUGUAGCGAGACUACUUGGAAGCACUGAUAGCAUAACAAUGAAGCGGCUCCCUGAUCCCGUAUAUACUACAUUGAACACGCAGCAACCUACGAGGGCAUCAUUAGGGCGAGUACACUUCCACAAUGGCGGUAACUCGUAUUGGGCUCUUGUGAAAGACCUAUCCCGCUUCGUCAAGAGAACAAUGUCGAUCCACAAUCCCGACCGCCACGUUCCCACGGAUGAUGAGAUCAAAUAUCAAGCACGUUGGAUAUGGUGCGAAGAUGACGAUCCGUGGAAUCAGACGCCAGCAGAUAACGAACAAUGGUUGCGAGAGUUUAAGCAUAACGAGGGUAUACCUCGCGUCAGCGACGGAUAG